This is a messenger RNA of Adineta steineri, 1308 nucleotides long. The record is from the annotation of a GenBank genome assembly. Lineage: Eukaryota; Metazoa; Rotifera; Eurotatoria; Adinetida; Adinetidae.
AUGCUCUUUAUUGUACGUACUGUCAUGUUUAGAAUAAGACGGACUGUUUAUUGUUUUAAUGAACCUUGUAUAAAUGAUAAUACUUGUUCAUCAAAAGGUUUUCAAUGUCGUUUUAAUCAUUGUUUAUGUCCUUCGAAUGAAUUCUGGGCUGGACAUGAUAAACAUUGUAUUCCAUGUCCGACAAAUUGGAUAAAUCUUUUUGUAUUUUGUAUUUAUUAUGAAAAAAAUGAAAAGAUGAAUUGGUCAAAUGCUGAUAAAUUCUGUCGACGAAUGUCUAGUUAUAUUGAUAAACCGACUCGAUUACUUGAAUUAAAUAAUCUCAAUGAAUUUAAUUUUAUUCAAAAAACUAUUCAUCAAAUAUUAACAGAUGAGCAAAUGGAAAUAGAAGUAAUUAAUAAUAGUAAUGGUAUAUUAUUAUCUAGUGCAAUGGCAUUUAUCGGUAGUCAAGGGCGAAGAACUUCAAAUAAAACGUGGAUCUAUCAUUGGGCAAAUACGACUGAUAAAAUAUAUACAAGUACUAGUCAAAUGUGGUGUAAAGAAAAAUAUUGGAAUACAAUCGUUAUAUCUCAAGGUGAGCCUGCAUGGGAACAAGAUGAAGAAAUAGAUAUAACUUUUCAAGCAUUAAAACGAUGGAGUGAUUCAGAUGAUGCAUGUCUUGUUUCUCUUUUACCUAAUAGUAGACAACCAAUUCUUUGUGAAAUUAUUGGAGAAUCAGACAGAUUUCGUAAUCAAUCUAUUUUGCCUUUUUUAUUCACAACAAUAACAACAACUACCACAGUAUCCUCAAUAAAAACAACAACAACAACAAUGAAAGAUAUUGUAAUUAAUAACCUAGCACCACCAUUAACAAUACUUUGGCCAUUAUCAACAGCUAUUUUUGCUACUUCUUCUACUACUACAACAGUAGAAACGAAUUUAACAAAUGUUCACUCCGAAAUAAAACAGAACGGAUCAUUAUUUCUUAUUCUUGGACUUCUAGGAAUUCUUACGAUAAUAUCUAUACUUAUAUUUAUUAUCUAUAUUCAUCAUAAAAAGAAAGAAUCAUCAAUAGAUUUAAAAUCAAAUACAAAACAAUCAUUAUCCCAUUCGAAAAUGGAUCAAAUACAUGUAGAAGAUUUACAAUCAAAUGAUUCUUCUGAAUCACAUUUUACAGUUGAAACUGCUACACAAGAAUCAGAUAGAAUAUUCACCGAUACUCACUCAUUAACACCAAGUAAAACAAAAUCUAUCAAAGCAUCAAAACUCGCUUUAUGGGAUCAAAUGGAAUCAUCUUUAUUUUCUUCUACAUCAAACAUCAUAUCAAAAUAA